AUGGAUCUUGUUGUUUUAGCUCUGAACCCUACUUGUGCUAUGGUUGAUAUUGAUUGCCUUCCCGGAUAUCACUGCGAAGACACGAGCACAGGAAUGAAAUGUGCACCGGACCGAGCCCCUUCUCAAGAAAGUAAAUCAUCGUGCGCUUUACUCGAGUGUCCAGAAGGAGAAUAUUGUGAAGUUCUCGAUGAGGGACCACGAUGUGUUGUCUUGUCAGAGCUCUGUGCAGCAGUAGUCUGCGCUACUGGUCAGUGUGUCGAAUUCAGUGGCAACUUUGGAUGCUUUAAUACAACAGAACCAAGAUUGUUAUUGAUCUUUAUUCUGGCUAACGUUUCGGCGUCGUCGCCUUCUUCAGAGCCUGGAAAAAUCAAAGACUCGUGUAAUCUACUCUCUCAAACGCCUCGAUAUAAGGCUGCUAUUAUCGUUGUUUUCACGGUACCAGCUAUAGAUGCUACUGCAACUACAAAGAUGACAGGUAUGAGAAACUCGCUGAUAUCUGAUCAAUGGAGGAAAACAGUUCUGAACCUUCAUAACGGGUUUCGUAGAACACUCGCCUCAGGAAAACAGAUGGGGAAAACUGCCCUUUUGAGGGGUGCCGACGACAUGAAAGAGCUCAGUUGGGACUACAAUGCAGAGGUGCUUGCUCAAGCAGAAGCUAAAAAAUGUGGCGCCAUCACCGCCCCAAAGAACUACGGAUCUAUCCAGAACAUGAUCAGCGUGAAGAAGACAUGUGACGCAACCGAAACAGCCAGGAAAGAAAUAUCGAUGUGGUGGAAGGACGGCGCUACUCAGCAAACAUCAAGCACCAAGGAUGAUAAGAAUGAUAAGUUUUCUCAGAUGGCUUAUUAUAAUACUAGUGCAGUGGCGUGCUCAUACUAUCCAUGCACUGCCACACAAUUAAGUUUGGUCUGCCUCUAUAAUAAGGACGGAGCAGCAAAAACGGUCAAGGAACUUUACAAUAACGCUACAGGAAAAUGCAAUUGUACAGGUUGCACUGCGUACCUUUGCCCGUCGGAAUUCACUCCUGCUCUACUGCCAAGCUCAGUAUGCCCUUCCUGCACCAAAUCAACUGAACUCUUCAGAGAAGUUGCCCUGUAUUCACAUAAUUAUUACAGAAGAUUGGUGGCCACAGGAUGGGCUGAGGACAAAAAGAGCAAAUAUGCGAAACCGGCGAAGGCAAUGAUGGAAUUGCAAUACGACAAAGACUUAGAAGAUAAGGCGAAAAAGUACCUGAAUCCAAAAAAAGAUACAUGCCCAGCAACUCCCGAAAAUCCGAGUUAUGCAGGAGAAAGCUUUUGGACAAGCGAGAAGUACUCACUGUCUGAAGAAGAGGCCGUCAAAAAGGCCGUAGAAAAAUGGUUCAGUUACCUGAAAAACAGUGGUCUCGGAGAUGAUAUGGGCUAUGCAAGUCUUAAAAAAGCCUCAGGCAAGCAACUCGCAAAUGUAAUCCAUGACAAGACCACGAGCGUUGGUUGUUUCGUUAAAAGUUGCGCGAAGCAGGGACUGAUUGUCGUCGAUUGUCGCUACUCUCCUGAGGCAGGUGGAGAUGUCUACGAAACUGGUAAGACCUGCAGCGCGUGCGCCAAAUCCGGCAAAUCCUGCUCGCCAGCUGGUGGACUUUGUGCCUGA
Necator americanus (New World hookworm) is the source of this 1629-nucleotide messenger RNA. RefSeq lists its product as uncharacterized. Bases 1 to 1629 code for a protein of 542 amino acids. The record is from RefSeq and is a predicted model, not a curated record. Lineage: Eukaryota; Metazoa; Nematoda; Chromadorea; Rhabditida; Ancylostomatidae. The transcript has 16 exons.